Molecule: messenger RNA, 1159 nt
Organism: Gossypium raimondii (Peruvian cotton)
Lineage: Eukaryota; Viridiplantae; Streptophyta; Magnoliopsida; Malvales; Malvaceae
Product: two-component response regulator ARR6
Exons: 5
Coding region: 201-830 (209 amino acids)
Biological process (GO): phosphorelay signal transduction system; cytokinin-activated signaling pathway
Source: RefSeq, a predicted model, not a curated record
UCUACGAUAUUGGAUUUGGAUGGAUCUUCACAAUCUUCGCCUUUACAUCUCCUUUUUAAACUCUCUUUCUCUUUCUUCUUUAUUUAAAAACCCAAAUCCAACCCCACCCUUGUUUCCUUUGUUUUUAAAACAACACAUUUACAGAGAGAGAGAGAGAGCCUCCUCUUCUUCUUUUUAACUCAUCACUCUCAUACUGGAUUAUGGAGGUUGCUGGUGAGGUUUUAGCAUCUGAGUCUCAAUUGCAUGUUCUUGCCGUGGAUGAUAGUCACGUCGAUCGUAAGGUUAUUGAAAAGUUGCUAAAGAUAUCCUCUUGCAAAGUCACAACUGUGGAGAGUGGGGCAAGAGCCUUGCAGUUUCUUGGUUUGGAUGAAGAAAAAGGCUCUCUGGGUUUCAAUGGUUUGAAGGUGAAUCUUAUAAUGACGGAUUACUCCAUGCCCGGAAUGACUGGAUAUGAACUCCUCAAGAAAAUCAAGCGAUCAUCAGCCUUUAGAGAAAUUCCUGUGGUGAUCAUGUCCUCCGAGAACAUCCUCACCCGUAUUGAUAGCUGUUUGGAGGAAGGGGCGGAGGAGUUUCUAGUUAAGCCCGUGAAACUAUCGGAUGUGAAACGGGUGAUGAGUGAUUGCAUAAUGAGAGGAGAAACAGAGGGAAACAAUAGGAGAAGAGUUGACAAAAGAAAGUUUGAAGACGAUAACCAUGCUUCAUCGUCAUCGUCAUCAUCAUCAUCAAUACCAUCAUCACCGUCAUCACCAUUACCAUCCUCACCAUCGACUGCAGCAACCUCAUCACCUCUGCAUUCAUUGAAGAGGCCAAAAUUGCGCGACCAUAACUAGUUCCCCUCAUCCGUUUUUUCGAUGGUAAAUUUUUUUUUGUCAAUAUCCUCGCAAUUUCCCUCAUAUGGAUAACUUGUGUAAAUGGCACUUAUCAAGGCCUCUUUAGAAGCUGAUAACAAUUAAUUAGGGCCUGAAACAGAGAAAUGGAGAUACAGUUGGUGUUCUUUUUUGUUCCGUUUAGGUAAAGAAAAAAAAUUCAUUAGAAUCACAAAAAUGAUGGGCUUUUGUUUCCUAUCUGUGUGCAUAGUUAUGAAUUUGGUGGAUCAUAACUUCUAGGCACAUGCUUGCCAUAUAUUAAUCCAAUUUUUACUAAUAUAUUUUAAUGUGUA